Molecule: messenger RNA, 6332 nt
Organism: Manihot esculenta (cassava)
Lineage: Eukaryota; Viridiplantae; Streptophyta; Magnoliopsida; Malpighiales; Euphorbiaceae
Product: transcriptional activator DEMETER
Exons: 20
Coding region: 314-6001 (1895 amino acids)
Biological process (GO): base-excision repair
Molecular function (GO): DNA demethylase activity; 4 iron, 4 sulfur cluster binding; DNA N-glycosylase activity
Source: RefSeq, a predicted model, not a curated record
AACAAAAGGGAGUGCCCAAAAGAAUUGCAUGUAUUGAUAUGAAUUAAUUCUUUGUCUUCCUCUCUCUUUCUGUUUCUCUCUCUCUCUUCCUCUCUCUGUGCUACGUCCCUUGUUUAACGUAGACUGACUGGGUCUUUCCGGCAUUGACUCGUUUAAGGACGAUAAGCUGACUCAGUGCCAGAUCGGUGAGUAAGAAAUGAGUGUGGGGUUUUUUGAAGGACAUGUUCAAGCAAUGGGGGGAAUUUGAGCCAGAGGAAGAAAACGAUUGGAUUUGAAACAGAGAAGUGAAAGAAUUGGUAGAAGUUUGUAUAGUAUGGAUCCAAGGAUCAAUCUGGGAGAGGGAUUUUCAACCCAAGGGAGAGAAUUCGAGUUUAUGGGUUCUUGGGUACCAGCAACUCCGAAAAAGCCUAUUCAAACAAGAUCUAAUUCCAUGCCAAUUGACAGGCAUGGGUAUCAUCAAUUGGGCACAGCGAAUUGGCAAGAAGUGGCAGGAUUUCCCAAUGGGUAUGUACAGGAGGUGUCGACGAUUGAGCAAAUGGGUAGAAAUGGGAGUUUGGCAGAGAGGAAGAGAAUGAUAAAUCACAUUGCAGGGUCCUACACACAGUCACUGAGUCAAGAGAUUGGGAGUUGGAAUUGUAGUUCAUUUGUUGAUCUUUUAACAAAGGAUUAUGCAGCUCCUUUUGCCUGUCCAGAUACAAGUUUAAGUAGAAGUAUGAGCAUGGGAAGGCCUUUGAUUCCAGAUUUCCAUUUCCAGGUUACCCACUUGAGAGAAUCCAGUUCAAGAGAAAUGCUAUUCCCCAACCAGCCUCACUGCUCAAGUUCAAACCUGUCAAGUGGCUACAAUAGCUUACUCCAUGCAUCACAAUAUGGAUUUUCUAUGCCUUGUGAUCCUAACUUUGACAUCAAUUCACAAACAAGUAAAGGAGUCAAUGCUGCAUCAAUUGCAACCGAUUCAUUUCAAUUUGCACCAAAAACGCCACCACUGACAAAGAGGUUGAAGAACCAGCUCUCUGCAAAAUAUUAUGAACAGGAAAAAGGCUCAAAUGAAGGGAUAGACAAAUGCCAUGAUUUAGUCACAUCCGUGGACUAUACUCCGAAACAGCACACUUCUGAUGAGCUCUUAUACAACAUUCUGGACUCAUCAUUUGCUGUCAUUUCUACACCAUCUGAGGAACCAAAAGAUUUUGGCAAGCAAAUUGACCAAGUCAUUGACCUGAACCAAACACCCCAGCAGAAAACACAAAAAAGAAAAAAGCACAGACCUAAAGUAGUCAGGGAAGGAAAACAGAAUAGGACUCCCAAGGCUUCAACCACAAAAAUAGCUGAUCUUAACAUGAAAACAACUGAAAAGAGAAAGUAUGUGCGCAAAAAGGGCCAACAGGAAUCACCAGCUCAAUGUCCAGAUUCAAUUGGUGAGACUACUGAUUCAAAGGAGACACUGAAUGGAAGGAAGAACAAUGUAGAUCAUAUUAGUGAAAGAAUGAAUCCCUCUGCUGGAAUGGCAGGACCUUCAUGUAGAAGAGCAUUGAAUUUUGACAACUUGGAAAAUAUCAGAGAUGAAAGAGAGAGCAAUUCAGUUUCUCAACAGGAGAUAAUGAGGAAAAAAGAGGCUUUCAACUCAAGUACAGGUUUUCAAGCUGCAGAAUCAGUCGAUAAAACCAACAUGAUGCACAGAACAAUAUCAGAUUUGCAGUUGAGACAACACAAUGAGCUACUCCUAGAAAACCAGGAAUCAGCAGCAAUAAGUAACCUCACCUCUUCCCCAAGUCGAUUGCUGUGUAGCAACACCUCAAUUUCGCACAGAACAGAAGCUGGAGCCAUUUCAGUUUCAGACAGAAGAGAAGCUGCAGGACUACCAGCUUCAAAAAAAGACGCGCAAAUGGAUAAUUUAAAUGCCAAUGCUCGAGAAACAGAUACCAGAAUGCAGCAACAUCUGCAUGCAGACCCUGAGAGGACCAGACAAUUGAUGCCUCAGGAUACUCAAUCAGUUGGAGAGAUUCCACAUCAUUUAAUUCAUGGUAGGGGAAACAAGAGAGGAUUUGGUAAUGUUGAACAGACAAGCCACUGUUCUGCAAGUCCACCAGAUUAUGACUCAAAUAGCUGCAUAUUCAGUGCAGUUUGUUCAGAGACCCAUAAGAAAAUGAAGAUUGAAAAUGGAAUCCUAACAAAUACAAAUGGUGUGCUACAUUCUAUUGCAGCUGUCAACUAUUCAAUUGCAUCUACAGCACAAAGGAAUAGGGAAAUAUGGAACUCAUACUUGAACAGCAAGAAUAUCAAAAGGAAAGAAAAUAAUGGGUCCACCAGAUACCCUGUUGACUAUUACACAAAUCUUGUGGCUUCUGGACAAGAUUUGUCGAUGCAACAAAUCUUUUCUGGGCCUAAUUUGUACAUGGAAAGGAUUGCAGAGGCCAAAGCCACACAUGUUGAAACUCUUGCCUCCCUAACCACGGUUGAGAAGUAUAACCUGCUCCCACCAACUCCUAAAACAGGCUGUCAACCUGAAGGCCAACUACAAGCCAAAACUUCCAACAUUGAUGUGUCAAUGAAGCAGGCAAUGGGCAACAAUCAGUCCAAAUAUGCUUCAUUCAGAGAAGGUAAAAUGCUACAAGAACAUGCGGACAUCCUGAAAGAUCAGCAAUCACCUGCAAAAAGAAGAGGGCGGCCAUCAAAGCAGAGAUUUUCCACUACAAUUGAAGAAAUUACAUAUCGAAUGGAAUGUCUCAAUCUCAAUGCAGUAGGCAAUGAAAAGACAGGCAAUGAGCAAAAUGCACUUGUGCCAUACAAAGGAGAUGGCACCCUCAUUCCAUAUGGAGGGUUUGAUUUUAUCAAGAAGCGUAAGCCAAGGCCUAAAGUAGACCUUGACCCAGAGACAGAGCGAGUGUGGAAACUGUUAAUGUGGAAGGAAGGAAGUGAAGAUGUUGAUGGAACAGAUGAGAACAAAAAGCAGUGGUGGGAGGAAGAAAGGAGAAUUUUUCGUGGACGAGCUGAUUCUUUCAUUGCAAGAAUGCAUCUUGUACAAGGAGAUAGGCGCUUCUCAAAAUGGAAGGGAUCAGUUGUUGAUUCAGUGAUAGGAGUCUUCCUUACUCAAAAUGUUUCAGACCAUCUAUCCAGCUCUGCCUUCAUGUCUCUAGCAGCAAGAUUUCCUUUUAAGCCAGCAAGAAACAGGACCUCAAAGAGAGAUGGGAAGAUAAUAUUGGUUGAGGAACCAGACGCCUGUGUGCUAAACCCAAAUGACACAGUCAAAUGGAAUGAAAAGUUUUUACAUCAUUCCUUCUACAAUCAGAACUCUAUGGCAAACUGUGAAUCAACAGAAUAUCAGAGAGAAACUGAGACCUCAUGGACUGGCAGGACAAGCAUUGUAGAGGUUCACAGUCACAGCCCUCAAGAAGAAGUUUUGUCAUCUCAAGAUUCUUUUGAUUCCUCACUUAUCCAAAGCAAUGGAGUCAGAUCCUACUCAGGCUCCAACUCAGAAGCAGAAGAUCUUGCAAAUGGGUGCAUACACAGCAAGCAUCUUGAUACACAUUUAACAAAUCUUCCACAAGUUGAGAGCACCACCUUGUUUGAGGAGUUCUAUGGUAGUGUCAGUGGAAGAUCACUGUUUGAUAUACAAUCCAGGCAUGAACAAAAGCAACCUGAAGAUAUGGAAAACAGGCAGCAGCAAUGGCCAAGACUGGAGAGAUUAGAUGGUAGCAUAAAAGGCCCUUUUACGUUUUAUCAGCAAAUCAAUUACAGUACUCCGAAGAUGCAAGUACCAGAUGUUUCUUCUAGUAAGUGUCAACUGUGCACAACUGUACUAUCUGAGAUCCUUGACAUAGACAGUGUUGAUUUUAACAGAGAAGAAAGCAUAUCUUCUUGGCCUUCAAGUGCCUCCAGAUUCAACAAGGAAAAAUAUGCAAGCUGCACAAGUGCAAGGGUUGUACAGGGGGCAGAGAGUAUAGCUUUAUCCACAGCACAACAAUAUGGGCCAUGGAGCUAUCAAGAAACCCGGACAGUUGACCCACAUCCUUUCCUAAGCAAGCAAAUGACAGAUCAACAAAGCAACACUGAACCUUACCUUGGCAGUCAACCACAUAAGAUAAACAAGACCUUCCAGUUGGAAAGAAAAUCAACAGGUGAGACUGCCAAUCUUGCUGAUGCACAGGUUAACGGGCAGAGUAGUUAUGAGCAACACCUCUCAAACCUUCCCAGUCUCGCAGGAAAAGUUUUUGAUGUUGAAGAAAGAAUUGUUUUGGUGGAUGAUAAGCAAACAUGCACUGAAAAUGGAAUCAUUGAAUCAAAUUUGGAGGAGCAAGUGCAUUUUACUAAUAAAAAAAACUUAAAAACAAGUUAUUUGAAAGCAAGAAAAGUGAAAGCUGGAGAUGAGAAAAAGGAUGCAAUUGACUGGGAUAGUUUAAGGAAGCAGGUUCUGGCGAAUGCUAGAGAAAAAGACAGAAGCCAAGAUACAAUGGACUCCAUGGACUAUGAAGCGAUGAGAUGUGUUAGUGUUGAUGAGAUUUCUAAUACUAUUAAAGAAAGAGGGAUGAACAACUUGCUAGCAGAACGAAUCCAGGAAUUUCUGAACCGACUGGUCAGAGAACAUGGAAGCAUUGAUCUCGAAUGGUUAAGAGAUGUCCCUCCUGACAAAGCAAAGGAUUAUCUGCUAAGUAUAAGGGGAUUGGGUUUGAAAAGUGUGGAAUGUGUGCGCCUUUUAACACUUCAUCAUCUUGCUUUCCCUGUUGACACAAAUGUUGGACGCAUAGCAGUUCGAUUGGGCUGGGUCCCUCUUCAACCACUGCCAGAGUCACUGCAAUUGCACCUCCUUGAACUGUACCCAGUACUCGAGUCAAUUCAGAAAUACCUCUGGCCAAGAUUGUGCAAACUUGAUCAGAGAACAUUGUAUGAAUUACAUUACCAGCUGAUAACAUUUGGAAAGGUUUUUUGUACGAAGAAUAAACCAAAUUGCAAUGCAUGUCCAAUGAGAGCAGAGUGCAGGCAUUUUGCUAGCGCCUUUGCAAGUGCAAGGCUUGCACUACCUGGGCCAGAAGAGAAGAUUAUGGUGACUUCAACUGUUCCUUUAAGAACAGAGAGAAGCCCUGGCGUAGUUAUUGAUCCUAUGCCAUUACCUCCAUCUGAGGAGAACUCAGUUAGAAAAGGAGGAUCAGAUAUUGUUACUUGUGUGCCUAUCAUUGAAGAGCCAGCAACACCUGAACAAGAACACAAUGAAGUAACAGAAAGUGAUAUAGAGGACAUAAACAAUGAAGAUACUGAUGAAAUACCGACUAUAAAACUCAACAUGGAAGAGUUGACGAUGAAUCUACAGAAUUACAUGCAAGCAAACAUGGAACUUCAAGAAGGUGACAUGUCCAAGGCUUUAGUUGCUUUGAAUCAAGAAGCUGCCUCCAUUCCCACACCCAAACUAAAGAAUGUCAGUCGGCUACGGACAGAGCACCAAGUAUAUGAACUUCCAGAUUCACAUCCUCUCCUGAAAGAGAUGGAUAAAAGAGAACCCGAUGAUCCCAGUCCAUACCUUCUUGCAAUAUGGAUUCCAGGUGAAACUGCAAAUUCGAUUCAGCCACCAGAACAACAUUGUCAAUCCCAGGAACCAGACAAAUUAUGCAACGAAAAGACAUGCUUUUCAUGCAACAGUAUCAGAGAAGCUAAUUCACAAACAGUCAGAGGAACACUUCUGAUACCUUGUAGAACAGCAAUGCGAGGAAGCUUUCCACUCAACGGCACCUAUUUUCAAGUGAAUGAGGUAUUUGCAGAUCAUGAGACUAGCCUCAACCCGAUCAAUGUUCCAAGAGCAUGGAUAUGGAAUUUGCCAAGACGAACAGUGUACUUUGGAACCUCUGUAUCAACAAUAUUUAAAGGACUUUCAACUGGAGGAAUUCAAUACUGCUUUUGGAAAGGAUUUGUUUGUGUGCGAGGGUUUGACCAAAGAACGAGAGCACCCAGACCUCUUAGUGCUCGAUUGCACUUUCCAGCAAGCAAGCUAGCGAAGACAAAUAAAAGAACACAAUAACAAGCAGGCGGUGAUCAUCUCUUUUAUGGCCAGAUUGUAUCCAGCAAGCCAGCCAGUGAAGACGAAGAAUGAAAGACAAUAACAAGCAUGCCGUGAUGCACAGAUUAUCAAUAGGAAAAGUCCUAACCAGCAAAAGAUCGGUGAUCACAGAUAAGUGAAAGAGAUAUCAUUGCUUACUGUUGUACAUCAAUUAUUCUUUGUCUAACAAGAAAUGCACUUGCCCAAUCUUAGCCCAUCAUAAAGAAAUUUUUAACAUUGUGAGGUACCAUGGCAAAUUGGCAAUUGGGAUGUAGUCAGAUAAAUGCAUUUAUAAUUAAAUUCAUGCUCAAAA